This is a messenger RNA of Cyprinodon tularosa, 4997 nucleotides long. Its product is annotated as NACHT, LRR and PYD domains-containing protein 5-like. The coding region runs from base 1149 to 4010 and encodes 953 amino acids. The record is from RefSeq and is a predicted model, not a curated record. Gene Ontology annotation, molecular function: protein binding. Lineage: Eukaryota; Metazoa; Chordata; Actinopteri; Cyprinodontiformes; Cyprinodontidae. The transcript is spliced from 7 exons.
UAUAUUGAAUGAAAUCCUUAAAGUCUCACUAAAAUAUGUUUCUUUUCAUUAUUUUGUAAUGUUUUAUUUCAGUAUUUAAAAACCUGCCAAUCAGCAAAGAGUUUGUUUUGGGGAACAGCCUCCUUCCCUCAGAGCAUUGAAGAUGGGUCGUAGAUGGGUCUUCCAACACUGUAGCGCAAAGUCAGAAAAGCCAAGGAGUGGCUCCAUAAGAAGCAUAUCAAUGUUCUGGAAUGGUCUAGCCAGUGUCCAGAUCUAAACCCAACAGACAAUCUUUGGAGGAAGCUCAAACUCUGUGACAGCCCAGAAACCUGACUGAUCUAGAGAAUAUCUGUGUGGAGGAGUGGGCCAAAAUCCCUCCUGCAGUGUGUGCUAAUCUGGUGAAAACAAGGAACAGAAAAUGUUUGACUUCUGUAAUUGCUCACAAAGGCUACUGUAGCAAAUAUUAACAUUAAUUUUUACAGGUGUUUCCGUACUUAUUUGCAGCUUAACAUGCAAAUUAUUUAUUUAAAAAUCAUCCUGAAUUAUCCACAGUUACCACUCCUAUCUGAUUUGUAAGGGUGAGAACUUGCAAAAUCACAGGGUAUUUAAAUACUUAUUUCCCUCACCGUGUACUGUAUAUAAGAUAAUGGUAAAUGUACUUAUACAGCACUUUUUCAAGUUAGAAGACUUGACCAAGGCUCUCUACACUAGAUUCAGGCAUACUGUCACAUAAUGAAGGUAGCGUGCCAUACACAGGCUCCACCAUCAGAAGGCAAAGCGGGUGAAGUGCCUUGUCUAAGGACACAAUGAUGCUGAAAGCCGGAAGUGGGGCUUGAACCAACAACCCCUUCAACCGAAGCAAGACCAAUGCCACCAUUGCCUACUUUUACCAGUGGCAAUAGUGUGAAAAAAGAUGAGCACAACUGUUUUGUGUCUUUCUAUCAGUGGCUAGAGGUGACUAGAUUUAUGCUAAACUGCAAUGUUUCUGGUCUUGCUUAUUUUGCCAGUUAGAAUUAUGCUUCAUUUCAUAGAAAGCACUAAACUAUUUUGAUUGGUUUUUGCGUAUCAAAUUUGUCAAAAGCUACAAAGUAGCUCAUGUGUUUGUUAACUUUUCUGUUUGUAGUUCAUUGGUAAAAGGAAGCAGAUCUCCAGCUCUCAGCAAUCUGUCCAUGAGGAGCGAUCGAUCCAUAGAGGCAGUCCCUGAUUUUGCUGGUGAAACAGCUCCAAGCCAACCAAAGCAAUGUUCAGUCUGUAAAGAGGCUUUAAAGGCUCGAGAGUCGUGUCAGUCGUCUUCAACAUCUGAUGAAUUUUGUCCAAAGUGCCAAAAAACAACCACAGAAACACAUGGUGAAGAACCCGAUUUAAAACUGAAGAAGAAACUUCAAAAAGAAAUGCAAAAGAAAUUCUCGGUUACAGCUGAGGGCAAUGGUGACCCCAAAAUUUCACUGAAAAGUAUUUACACAACUCUCUACGUAACCAAAGGAGAGAGUCUUUCUGAUGAGCAUGAGUUUAGACACCUGAAAGUCCCUCUUAAAAAGCAGUCCUCAGAAGAUUCCUCAGUGAACCUAACGGAAAUGUUUAAAUCUUUAGCGGACCAAGGGAAACCCCACAGAACGGUCCUGACAAAGGGAGUUGCAGGCAUUGGGAAAUCAUUUGCUGUUCAGAAGUUCAUUGUUGACUGGGCUGAGGAGGAAGCAAACCAACAUAUUAACUUUGUUUUUUGUCUUGCUUUUCGAGAAUUGAACCUUGUUAGGAAGGAAAAAAGCCUCAAUGAGCUUCUGAGUGAUUUUCAUCCAGCUCUUCAAUCUCUAAAAGAUCCUCCAGAUUAUAGUAAAGCAAAAAUAGUAAUAAUCCUUGAUGGUCUGGAUGAAAGCCGACUGAAGUUAAAUUUUGAUAACAAUAAGAAAGUGUUGUCUCUGACAGAUGUAACAUCUGUAGAUAACCUGCUUGUAAACCUUAUCCAGGGUAACCUCCUUCCUGAGGCAAACAUCUGGAUAACGUCCCGUCCAGCAGCAGCCAGUCAGAUACCUGCAGAGUACAUUGACUUGGUGACAGAAAUAAGAGGGUUUACCGAUGAUCAGAAAGUGGAAUAUUUCAAAAGGAAAUUUGGUAAUAACUCUAUUCUCACCAAGAGCAUAACAUCACAUAUUCAGUCCUCUCAGUGUCUGGAUAUCAUGUGCCAGAUUCCGAUCUUCUGCUGGCUUUGUUCGGUCUUAUUCUCAGAGGUCUUUGGUGGAGAUGAGAAAGCUGAAAUCCCUCAGACUCUGACAGAGACGAUGGCACAUUUUGUUUUAGCCCAAACAAAACGUAGAAGCAGAAAAUAUGAAAAGAAGAGUAAGACCCACAUGGAGAAGCUUCUGCAGACGCACAAAGAGUUUAAUUUGAAACUUGGGAGGCUUGCAUUUUUCCAACUUCUAGAUAAUAAUCUAAUAUUUUACGAGGAAGACCUGAGAGACAAUGGAAUCGACACAGAAGAAGCUUCUAUCUAUUCUGGUUUUUGCAACACGGUUCUUAGAGAAGAAAAAGUUUUCUACCAGAGAAAGAUCUUCUUCUUUGUGCAUCUGACCCUCCAAGAGUUCUUUGCUGCACUGUAUGUCUAUGAAUGUUUCACUACCAAGAAAACCAAAGAGCUUGUAGAAUUCCUAAAGUUGGAGGAUAAAGAUUAUGCUUUAGCUGACCUCAUAAAGAUGACUGUUGACAAAGUUCUUGAAAAGAAGAAUGGUCAUUUGGACUUUUUCAUGCGGUUCUUACUUGGCCUGAUGAUUGAACCCAACCGAAGACCUCUUCAGGGCAUGUUGACAUCUGUUGACCCAAAUGAAGAUGCAGACAAGAAAGUCUUAACUUACCUGAGAUCUCUCCGAAGAAAGAACCUGUCUCCAGAUAGCUGCAUCAAUAUCUUUCAGGCUUUGGUUGAGAUGAGAGAUCAUAAACUCAAAGAUGAGAUCCAAGAAUAUCUUCAACUGGACAAUCGUUUAAAGAAAGAGUUAACUCCCCUACAUUGCUCUGCCCUGGCCUACAUGCUGCAGGUGUCCAAGAAUGAACUGGAGGAGUUGGACCUAAAAAGUUACAACACAACAGAUGAAGGGAGAAGGAGGCUCAUACCAGCAGUGAGGAGCAGCAAAAAGGCUGUAUUAAAAGACUGCAAGGUGACUGCAGAGUGGAUUAAACACCUGGUCUUUGGUUUAAAGUUCCCAUUUUCCCCGCUCCGAGAUCUGGACCUGAGCAACAACGAUCUGAUGGAUUCAGGUGUGGAGUUGCUCUGUGGCGGACUAUCAAGUCCCUGCUGCAAACUCAAAGUAUUGAGGUUAUCUGGCUGCUGUAUCACAUGGACGGGGUGUGAAUAUCUGGUCUCAGCUCUCAAGUCCAACCCCUCCCACCUGGUGGAACUGGACCUAAGCUACAACCAUUUAGGGGAAACAGGAAUCAAGCUGAUUUCUGAGCAAUUUAAACAACAAAAACUCAAUUUUGAACAUGUUGGAAGUAACCGGAUCAAACCAGGAUUCAAAAAGUAUGCCUGCACACUUACUCUGGACUCCAAAACAGCACAUAAGAAUGUGCUUCUAUCUGACGGGAACAGAAAGGUGACCUGGGUAGAGAAAGAGCAGCCCUAUCCUGAUCACAAAGAAAGGUUUGAGCACUACGCUCAGGUCCUGUGUGAACAGGGCCUACAGGAGCGUUGCUACUUUGAGGUGGAUGUGGUGGAGCCCUGCACUGUUGGCCUAGCAUACAAAAGCAUCAACAGAAAAGGAGACACGGUGAACUGCAGGUUUGGGAUGAAUGAAAAGUCCUGGUCCCAGAGUUGCUCAGGACAUGGUUGCUACAUAUGGCAUAAAAACAAUGGUACUUUUGUCUCCUCUUUGCGCUGCUCUCGUGUUGGAGUGUACCUGGAUUAUGAGGCUGGCAGCAUAUCUUUCUAUAAAGUGUCUAAUGACAGCUGCAGUCAUCUUCAGACCUACAAAGAUCUGAGGUUCAGUGAGGCCCUCUAUCCCGCUGUUGAACUUCAUCCUCAUUCUUCUGCUUUUUUUUGUUAGCUAACAUUACAUAAGGAAAGUGCAAAGCACAGAGGGAGGAGCGAGUAAGGAGCUUCUUUAUUAUUAGGGCUGUAAUAUUCUAAAGUAAGAAGUGGAUCUGCCCAUAUAUCAGAUAAUAAAAUUAAAAUAUGUCUUGUAUUUUUAAAUAAUAAAGCAAAUCUUAUUUUUUUAUCCUUUUAUUUUCCGUAAAUUAAAUGAUAUAAAAAUUUUAAAAAUCUCUAUUGUAGUAAUUCAAAUUAAAAAGUGACCUCCAAUGACCCCCUAAGAGAGACUCCCAUCCCUGUGAGUUUUUUCUUCGUAUGUAUUGUAUUGCUGUACAUAGUUCAGGAUUCAAAGGAGUUCUGAUAUUAAGGUAUAUAUUUGUUAAAAGGAGCUGCAUUCUCCAGAAAACCUCUAAAUGGGGGAAUAAACAUUAAUUUGUUUUGUCAAACCAGUAAAUUUUUGACUAAACAAGUUUGGUGUUUUAUUUGUGAUCUUUUAUUGAAUGAGUAAAUACUAAGGUUUUAUAGGCAGUAUUUGUUUAAACACUUUGGUAAAACAAGGAGAGCAUCAUGUUUCCUAAACAUUAAAUUUAUCCUUGUUCCAGCGUCUAACACUGUAGUCUUGCUUAAUGUUAAUAUUAGUGUCUGACGAUAUUAGCCCGACACACCUGGAUUAAUGAGUCUGUCCAGUAAUAAAAGACAGGAAACUAAGGUUGUUCAAGAAGUUGUGGAGUUGGGCAUAUAAUACACUCGCUCUGCACCUUUAUAAGAAUAUCACUGUAUACAAAACCCAUAAAGAAGUACUGUGUGUACUCACAUAAAUGUUUGCUAAUUAUUUAACUGUCAUGUUGUCGAGCUUUCUAGGCCAGUAAUACUCUAUACUCAAUGAUGCUUGUUUACUGCAGCAUAAAAAGUUUCCAAGCUGAAGUGGUGGUUAUGUGUUUGGCUUUUAAGCAGCUAAAGUCAAAGAACCAGACGUCAGCCAGCCUUAAAAAAAAAAAAAAAA